CUGUCCGCUUAAGCAGUCUUGUGCAAUAGUUUUCACCGAUUUUUUUUUUCUCCAUCAAGUGGUCGCGGGCCGUUUUGGUUCCAAAUAGUUGCGAAAAUAGCUUUGUUAAAGAAGUGCUUGUGGCUGGCAACGGCAUCGAACCGGCUGAAAACAAGAUCAAAUCUUCGGAAAUAUACCAGGAAGAGACAGACGACAGCGUCGAUUGGCCAAAGCCAGUGAAAAGAAUCGUAAUUGUUGGAAAAUGGUCGACUCCCAGGAACUAAACGGUGGCGAAUUUAACGAGGAUAAAGAAGUUCAAAGCGACGAGGAGAUGUUUCCGCUUACAGGAAAUUCGCAGCAACAAUUUGAGUUGAAAGAUUUAGACAGCCAAACGAUAGAGUUGUUCAACAGUCAGACUUACGCCGAUGAUGCGAACAAAGUACUAAACAACAACGAUUUUGCCACACAUUCUGAAGGGUUUGAACUACCAGUUUCGCUCAAGAGCCUUGAAAACCUAGAACCUGGUCAAACGAUCGACAUGGAAGUGUACACAGGUCACGUUGAUAACAAACCUACUUUUGCUAGGUUAGAGCAUCUGAAGCAGUUUCCGUCGAUCGACGCAAUGCUUGUGCCGUGGAUUAACUUCCAGGUAAGCCUUCCAAGUGAAGCAAGUGACAAGACUAGCUGGAUGUAUUCGGAAAUAUUGCGUAAGCUUUUCGUCAAAAUGGGGAACACAUGCACAUUUAACGUUUCCUUAGCAGCUGCCUCUGACGUGGCCACCAUUGUUCGGGUGAUGGUAGUUUGCUCGGCACCAGAGGACCUUCACAAUCCCGUUUCUCGUUGCGAUAACCACCGUUGCAGUGACAAAUCGGACAUUCUAGAUGAUAUUAAAACACACGUGGUACGGUGCAAAAAUGAACAAGUUAGCUACGUAGGUAUCAAAGAGGGAAAAAUUUUCGAGGAACGUCUGGCCGUUCUGGUCCCUCUGGGGCAUUCCAACAAGACAGGAAUCACAUUGGAAUUUGUCUGUCAAAACUCCUGCCGUAAUAUAAACCGCCGUGCCACAGCAUUGGUAUUCACGUUAGAAAACGAAGCAGGCGAAAUUUUGGGCCGUCAAACGUUCCAGAUAAAAAUCUGUACAAACAUCAAACGGGACAAGCUGAAUGAGGAAAAAGCGGAAAUGGAGGAAACCAUACGUAAGCGCAAAGCAGCACGUCCGCUGGAAAUGCGGCGAGGUAAAAAGCAUAUGCGAUACCAUUCCACUUCCCGGCAGCAGCAUCCGGGGUUGCAAAUCAAGGAGGAAUCCGGCACGAGACGGUGCGAAAUCGAGCCGGUUACUCUGCAAGUGACACUGCCAAAUCGUCGAAUUGCGAAGCGUAUGCUGGAGAACGCCAUCGGUCACGUUUCGACGGCCAUCGUGAAAACUUCCAGCGAAACCGAACGCAGCCAGCUGAUGCAGUAUGUACAAGACAUUCGGCGCACUAAAUCCUCGUUCGCGUUUGUCAAUAGCCAGAGCAGCGUGGACAGUGAUUGAUUGAAGCAUGGCGCGAGAUGCUCGCUGAACGGUACCUACUUAAUUUUAGCAUUUGAUGUAUGUUUGUGUUAUUUAUAAAGAUGUAGUUUUUUAAGUAUUAUAGUUAACAAAUUCAAAUUAAACUUGAAAAGAGUAAGUGAAACAUA
Molecule: messenger RNA, 1659 nt
Organism: Topomyia yanbarensis
Lineage: Eukaryota; Metazoa; Arthropoda; Insecta; Diptera; Culicidae
Product: cellular tumor antigen p53-like
Exons: 5
Coding region: 242-1513 (423 amino acids)
Biological process (GO): apoptotic process; regulation of transcription by RNA polymerase II
Cellular component (GO): nucleus
Molecular function (GO): DNA-binding transcription factor activity, RNA polymerase II-specific; RNA polymerase II cis-regulatory region sequence-specific DNA binding
Source: RefSeq, a predicted model, not a curated record